UAUUAUCCCGAUCUGAAACUCAGGAUCUGCAGUCCGCGCAGCGAGGUUAAAAUGGGAAAAUAAAAAAGAAGCAUCUAAGCAAACUAACCUGACGUACACAAGCGGCGAAAAUGACGAAUGUGUACUCAUUUGAUGGGAUCCUGGUGUUUGGCCUACUUUUCAUCUGCACGUGUGCUUACCUUAAGAAGGUGCCAAGACUGAACCACUGGCUGCUCUCAGAGAAAAAGGGAAUCUGGGGUAUCUUCUACAAAGCUGCUGUUAUUGGGACUCGACUUCACUUUGCAGUGGCUCUAUGCUGCCUGGCAAUGGCCUUCUACGUGCUCUUCAUAAAAUGAAGUGGAACAGGAGUCUGCACUGUGUAUUCACUCAUCCUUUGUAGCAAAGAUGACAUGGGCAAAAGUCAAAGAAUGUCCCCACUGGCCUGGAGGUAUUGACUGUGUACUUUUCAUCAUCGUGUUUUUCUGGGAUGGUUUUAUUCAACAAAAAAGAACAUGGAAAGAUAUUUUUAGUACAGUUAUUGCAGGCCAGCAUCCUAACACUCACCAGUGACAAGUAAAAAUCAAUCUGAUAUAAAAUGUAGGGCUUAUGGAGUGAAAGUAACUGUUGCACAUUAGCAUAAUUGAUUUCCUUUCUUUUUCUCUACUGAUUAAAACAGUGCCUUUCAGUUAAACUGUGUUUGUUUUACAUAAAGAAUUUAAAAUGAGUG
This is a messenger RNA of Scleropages formosus (Asian bonytongue), 706 nucleotides long. RefSeq names its product transmembrane protein 167B (gene tmem167b). Lineage: Eukaryota; Metazoa; Chordata; Actinopteri; Osteoglossiformes; Osteoglossidae. The record is from RefSeq and is a predicted model, not a curated record. The transcript has 3 exons. The coding region runs from base 111 to 335 and encodes 74 amino acids.